Molecule: messenger RNA, 894 nt
Organism: Mauremys reevesii (Reeves's turtle)
Lineage: Eukaryota; Metazoa; Chordata; Testudines; Geoemydidae
Product: killer cell lectin-like receptor subfamily G member 1
Exons: 7
Coding region: 58-789 (243 amino acids)
Source: RefSeq, a predicted model, not a curated record
UUGUUCCAGCCACAGGCUGCGCGGGGGCGGGGUGCUGCCGUCCCAGUGGCAGGGACCAUGGCUGGAGCCCAGGAGAUGGCAGAGGGGGUCGUGUACGCCGACAUCUCCUUCCCCCCACCUGCCCCAACAGCAGCCCUGCAGCGGCUCCCCUCAUCAUCCUGGCGGCGGGUGGCUCUCGGCCUGGCUCUCCUGUGCAUCCUGCUCCUGGCAGCGCUGCUCGGCCUGGGCCUGCACCUGCACCUGCACCGGCGAGUGGGGAGCUGUGCCCCGAAGCUGAGGAGCAUGGAGCAGAGCCUCGAGCACAGGCUGCAGCAGCAGGAGAGGUUCCUGGCAGGGCGGUGCCGGUUCUGCCCAGCCAGCUGGCUCGGGGACGCUGGGAAGUGCUAUUACUUCUCUUCGGCCAAGAGGGACUGGGCCCAGAGCAAAGAGGAUUGCUGCUCCCGCGGCGCCCAGCUCGUCACCGUCAGAGCCAACGCCACGCUGGCCUUCCUGCAGCGCGUGUCCAAGAGCAACACGUUCCACAUUGGGCUGAAGAAGGAACGUGCCGGGCUUGACUGGAAGUGGGUGGACGGCUCCGCACUGAACAGGCUCUUCCCAGUGACGCGCUCCACCGCCUCCUACCUGGCCUGUGGGAGGGUGUCGGGCCGAGGGCUGUCGGGCGGGUCGUGCACAGACCCCUGCCGCUGGAUCUGCGAGCAGAGUGCCCUCACCUUGCAGUGGGGCCUCGGCUCUGCCCCUCCCACUUUCCUGUGGGGGAACACGACCUACACCUGCAUCGAUCCGCAGUGAGAGCGGCCGAGGGCCCAGCCCCGGGACCCUGCCCCUGGUGACCUGCUCCCCUCUACUCCCAGUCCUCCUCCCCUCAGGACCCCGGUGACCCAUACGCCCCCACCC